AUGGCGGAUUUGAACCCCUUUGAUUUGCUUGGUGAUGAUGAUAACGAUGAUCCAUCAAAGCUGAUUGCUAUUCACCAGCAAAAAGUUGAUCCGGCGAAGAGAGCCUCAGCUCCGGCGGCUAAGAAGCAGCCGGCGAAGCUCCCCACUAAGCCUCCUCCCCCGACUCAAGCUGUCAGGGAGGCAAAAACAGAAUUUGGACGUGGUGGAGGUAGAGGUGGUGGACGUGGCUACAGCCGUGGUCGUGGUGGAGGUGGGUUCAAUAGGGAAGCAUCCAACAAUGAGAACUUUUCUCGCAACAGAGAAUUUUCAGGUGGUAUAGCUGCACCUGAAUACAUGGAAGGAGGAAGACCCUCCGAAAGACGUGGUGGUUAUGGUGGACCCCAUGCUUUCCGUGGUGGUAGACCAGGUGGUUUUGGUAAUGAAGAAAUGCCCGAGGGGGACCGGCCUCGUAGGACAUUUGAACGCCGUAGUGGUACUGGCCGCGGAAAUGAGAUAAAGCGUGAAGGUGCUGGCCGAGGAAAUUGGGGAACUGAAGCAGAUGAAGUUACUCAGAUGACUGGUGAAGUUGCUGAUGAAGGUGAGAAAAAUCUGAAUGUGGAGAAACCCUCCACCGAAGAAGAAGCAGGAGACGACAAGAAGGAAAAUCCAGCUGCUGAAGCUGAGGACAAGGAGCCUGAAGAUAAGGAGAUGACCCUUGAAGAGUAUGAGAAGUUGCUAGAAGAAAAACGGAAGGCUUUGCAGGCGCUUAAGACUGAGGAAAGGAAGGUCGACACCAAAGUAUUUGAAUCCAUGCAACAGAUUUCAAAGAAACCCAGUGAUGAAAUCUUUGUCAAAUUGGGAUCCAAGGAUAAGAGAAAAGAGUCUGCUGAGAAGGAAGAGAAGGCAAAGAAGGCUGUCAGCAUUAAUGAGUUUUUGAAGCCUGCUGAGGGCGAGAGGUAUUAUGCACCUGGUGGUCGAGGUCGAGGGCGUGGCCGCGGUUCUAGAGGUUACAGUGGAGCCAACACAAUGAGCAAUGUGGAAGCUGCUCCUCCCAUUGAAGAUCCAGGUCACUUCCCUACAUUGGGUGGCAAGUGA
This is a messenger RNA of Solanum tuberosum (potato), 1074 nucleotides long. It is a transcript of the gene RGGA, whose product is annotated as nuclear RNA binding protein. Gene Ontology annotation, cellular component: nucleus; cytoplasm. NCBI's taxonomy places the organism in Eukaryota, Viridiplantae, Streptophyta, Magnoliopsida, Solanales, Solanaceae. The record is from RefSeq and is marked provisional. Gene Ontology annotation, molecular function: mRNA binding.